Medioppia subpectinata is the source of this 536-nucleotide messenger RNA. NCBI's taxonomy places the organism in Eukaryota, Metazoa, Arthropoda, Arachnida, Sarcoptiformes, Oppiidae. The record is from the annotation of a GenBank genome assembly.
AUGACAAUUGUGUUCGAUAUGAGGAAAGGGGUUCACAAAAUUGAAGAACCCAUUCGUACGCCUAUUGUCAGAGUAAAUGACGUGAAGAGUGAAGACGUGAAUAACUCCCAGAAGAUUCAUCUGUCGAUACCUAGAGUUCGAGUGCAAACACCUUCGGCUCAAAGUCUGAGGUCACGGUCACUGUCGGUGCCCUCAAUGGCAGACAAUAUUCUUCUCGACUACAACUCAAUCUCCAAAUCAAUCAACAGUCGAGUGAAUGAGCACUUAAUUACCUUGUCUUCGAGACACUGGGGUUCGCAAAGCUCUUACCCUUCAGAGCCAGUGAAUAGAGUUAACGCUGGAAGAGAAGAAAUUGACUUAAAUAAUGAGAAUAACGAUACGUUUCUAACACAAAACUACACUCAUUAUAACAAACCAAUCGUUAAAACAUCUCAUUUCUCAUUUCUCAAUAGAACCAAAUCAGUGGACAAUUAAUUUUUAUACAUUAACUGAACAUUAAUUGUAAAUAUUUUCAUUCAUAUGAAUAGAUAAUCGAG